AUUUUGGUCUGGCCAGACGUACUAAACGCGGCCGCAGCGGACAACGCGUGUGCUAUAAAAAUAACUACAAUUACGGCGACAUUACGGCUAUUUUAUUUCAUUUAUAUUUUCCAUAUAAUUUGCAACUAAGGUGUGUGGAAAUAAUUAAAUCAGUGUUCAAAUAACACACACACACACAAACAUAUGUAUAAGCCCAAAGCGAGACUUGAUUUAUAAAAAGUGUUGUAAAAAUUGUGAAGAACGAACGAAAGUGGAAAGCCAAAAUAGAAGGAAGGCGGACGAGAAUACAAAAGCACAACAAGUAAACGGCAGCUGUGAGUCCGGGAAAACAGUCACAAUUACCUGGCUGGCAAGAUGGUCAAUCAUCAUUCGAAUGGUGGCGGCAGUGCCGGAAAUAGCAGCGGUGGCGCCCAUGGUGGAGGCGGCGGCGGUGGUGGUGACUAUUCCGGCGAUGAUCGCAGCGGUGGCGAGGAGCGGGAGCGCCUGGAUGGCGAUCUGCAUGACAAGCCCACAUAUCUGCUGGAGCAUCUGGCCACGUUCACCGUGAACAAGGAGUCGGGCAUUGUGUAUCCCGCGGACGGCAUGCGUCGGCUGUUGCAGCUGGAGAAGACCACAGGCAUCUGGUCGCAGAAGAUGCAGCUGUGCCUGGACUAUCAAUGGGUGCUUAUCAUGGAUUACGAAACGGGGAACAUUAUUGAACGCUUUCCCGCGUCGCUGGUGCAAGAACCCACCGCAUUCACCUCCAACGACGCCAUGGAGCUGUACAACAAUAUACUUGUCUUCAUUGUAUCGGGCGGCGGUGGUUCACGCUCCGAAAUGCACAUAUUUCAGUCACAAAGCGUUUCCGCCGUGCAUCUGGUGGAGGAUCUGAAGCAGUUGCGCAGCGGCAAAAUGAUAACACAGCAGCGUGGUGCCACGCCCACGCAGCAUACAAGCGGCGCAUCCAGUUCCGGCCUGGCAAUGAUGAUGAGCAAAACAUCCUCCUCCUCGUCGCACAGUCGCGCCACAGUCGAGCAACAGCAUCAUCAGCGCGAACAGCGCGAUCGGGAGCGCGGUCGAGAGCGGGAAAGGGAACGGGAACGGGAGCGCGAACUACAACACCAGCAUCACAUGCAUCAUCAGCGGAGCAGCGUGGAUCAGUAUCGUGGAUCGGCUGGCGCUGUCACCGACGUGGACAUUGGCCACAAUGGCGAGACGGACUCGGAGCAUGGUGGCAUGGCAAAUGAUCGCGAUGAGACGAGCUCCACGUCCAGCGAGAAAUACGAACGGGAUGUGGCCGUGUUGAAUCAUUGUUUCGAUGACAUCGAGAAGUUCAUUGCACGGCUGCAGCACGCGGCGGCUGCGUCCAGGGAGUUGGAGCGACGUCGUCGCAAUCGCAAGUCCAAGAAACGUGAUCCCGGCGAGGGUUUGCUCACGUUGCGCACCCGUCCGCCGCAUGAGAAGGAGUUCGUGGACAUAUUCGCCAAGUUUAAGCUUUCAUUCAAUUUGCUGGCCAAGUUGAAGGCGCACAUACACGAUCCCAAUGCGCCGGAGCUGGUGCACUUUCUGUUCACGCCGCUCGCCUUGAUUGUGGAGGCAUCCAGUGACACCUACUACGAGUCGCAACUGCCCUCGCGCGUCAUCAAUCCCCUGCUGACGCGUGAGGCCAUCAAUUUGUUAAUCAACUGCGUCACCAGCAAGGAGACGGAGCUGUGGCGUUCCCUGGGCGAUGCCUGGGUCAUACCGCGUGACCAGUGGAAGGAGGAUGUCGGCUCCUAUCAUCCGGUAUUUCUCGACGGCUGGUCACCCGAUUAUUUAGUCAUUGACGAACUGGAGGCCACAUCGCCGACGCACAUCAGCAAGCGUCGCCUUGACGUCCAGCCGGGGCCGGGUCAUCUAGCAGCUGCCGGCAUGGGUCUGAACGGACGUGGCGCUGCCGGCGGCUAUGAUGACUACGACACGAAUGGCAUCGGCAUCUCCCUAAGCGAGAAGUACACCAUUCACCAUGGCAACGAUCGGGAUCGGGAUCGGGAACGUGAUCGAGCCGGUGCCAUAAGUGCCUCCGAUUUUAAUGCACGCAGCGAGCUCUCCUUCGAUUCCAUUGAGCGCGGCAGCGGCGCUGGCGUCCCGUCCAGUGGUGUGGCUGGCGGUGCCGCUCAUGGUCAUGGACCUGGUGCUGGACCCACACUCAGCGCAAUUACAGCAGGUCUACAGAAUCUACACACACGCGAGUCCCGCAACGUCAGCAGCGUUGGCGGCAACUAUGGACCCGGCGGCGGCGGCGUCUCUGAGAUAUCCGCUGUCACAGCACGUGGUGUGGGCAAUGCCAAUGCCAGCGAGGAUCAGCUUCUGGAAGCGUGGCUGGAGGAUCUGCAGUCAACAGGCGCGAAAAUUGUUCUGGUCACCUACCCGCGUACCGCCAACAAUGACAAGGAGCUGAGCGUCAUGCGCGGUGAAUACUUGGAGAUACUGGAUGACACACGCAAAUGGUGGAAGGCGCGUAAUAUGCGCGGCCAGGUGGCCCAUGUGCCGCACACGAUUGUCACACCCUUCAAUUAUGGCGACGGCGAGGGCAACGGUCAGUUCUAUGGCCAGCAGCAGACAGGCGCGAAUAAGUCACGUCAUUUGACGGCCGGCAAUGCGGACAAUACGAGCAUGGAUCAACGCUCACCGGAUGCCACGGACAUGAUGCGUAGCAAGCAUCUGGGCAAGAAGGGCGAGUUCCGUUACUUUUAAAGGAGAUAUCCAAACCCAAAAUAUAUUAACGAAUAGUUGACCUUGACCUAUGACCUAUAACAGAGUUGAUGCGAAAAGGAAUCGAAGGAAUGAUGCCUACAUAAAAUCGUAGCUUAUAUUUCUGUUUCGAUUUGUAUAUGUGUGUUUUUAUUCUAAAAUGGAAACUCGAAACUAACCAUAAGACUAAAUAUAAGUUGUACUUCAUCGAAGUUUAGCCAAACACACACACACACACACACAGACACACACACACAUACUCAGCAUCACAGUAGAGCGGGAAGUAAGUAGUGCAUACCCAAUGGUAUAUAUAUUGUUUAUAAAGAGUGUGGACUGGCGGCGAAAGCAAUCAAUUGUUUUAAUAAAGCCUGGUCCUUGCAAUAACUAAAGGAACCUACAUAAAACAGAGUUGUC
This is a messenger RNA of Drosophila novamexicana, 3126 nucleotides long. Its product is annotated as epidermal growth factor receptor kinase substrate 8-like protein 1. NCBI's taxonomy places the organism in Eukaryota, Metazoa, Arthropoda, Insecta, Diptera, Drosophilidae. The transcript has 6 exons. Gene Ontology annotation, biological process: regulation of Rho protein signal transduction; Rho protein signal transduction. Gene Ontology annotation, cellular component: plasma membrane. The record is from RefSeq and is a predicted model, not a curated record. The coding region runs from base 355 to 2715 and encodes 786 amino acids. Gene Ontology annotation, molecular function: actin binding.